Molecule: messenger RNA, 1404 nt
Organism: Arachis duranensis
Lineage: Eukaryota; Viridiplantae; Streptophyta; Magnoliopsida; Fabales; Fabaceae
Product: dehydrodolichyl diphosphate synthase CPT3
Exons: 2
Coding region: 323-1321 (332 amino acids)
Biological process (GO): polyprenol biosynthetic process
Cellular component (GO): endoplasmic reticulum
Source: RefSeq, a predicted model, not a curated record
GAAAAGUGUGGCACUGAGAUGUUACAUGUAUUUUAUUUUGACGUCGUAGCGUUCCCCAAUCUCUGAAUCUCUCAGACUAAGUCUCACUUUCCUCCUCAUUGCGCUGCCGCCACCCACCUUCACGGCCUCGCCUCUUCUCCUGCUUUCUUAUUCCCUUCGCCGUUGCCGUCACAGGUGUGGCCAUCCGGUUCUUCUUCUUUCCCUCUGGCCGUGUGCCGUUGCUUCUCCUCUGAAUCGAACCCUGAUCUACGUAUUGUGGCUAAUCUGUUUUCCUCUGGUAGGUUUAUCUUAGACACUUUGAGUUGCAUUGCUGAACACAUCCAUGCACAAAGAUACUGGAGGUAUUACAAGCAACCUGCUUGGAGGUUUAUGCAGCUGUCUUAGGAGAUGCAUAUUUGGCAUAUUAUCUAUGGGUCCUGUGCCAAAUCAUAUUGCUUUUAUCAUGGAUGGGAAUCGAAGGUUUGCAAAGAAGACUAACUUGGCUGAAGGGAUUGGCCAUAAGGCUGGAUUUUCAUCUCUCAUUUCCAUGCUUAGGUAUUGUUAUGAAUUAGGAGUGAAGUAUGUAACUGUCUAUGCAUUCAGCAUCGAUAACUUCAAAAGAAAGCCUAAAGAGGUGCAAUCCUUGAUGGAAUUGAUGCGAGAAAAGAUUGAGGAGUUGCUUCAAGAUGAAAGCAUUAUCAAUGAAUACGGUGUUAAACUACAUUUCAUUGGAAACUUGCAGUUAUUGGCUGAACCUGUGAGGAUUUCAAUGGAAAAGGCAAUGAAGGUCACUGCCCACAACAAACAGAGAGUAUUGUUAGUUUGUGUAGCCUAUACUUCAAGUGAUGAGAUUGUGCAUGCUGUUGAAGAAUCAUUCAAGGAAAUAUGGAAUGCAACAGUGUCCAAUGGCACAAUUGGACAACUUGACAGGUCCCCGAAAAGAAAUGGUAUCCGAGUGAAUGCUCAAGAUUCUUGUGAAGACUAUGCAAGACAAGAUGCCGAUGGAUCCACGGAUAGAUCCGGAAAAACUGAAACUUCAUCAUGCAAUGGGAUGGUUGAAAUAGCAGAAGAGGGCAAGCAUGAUCAGGGCGAGCUUCCGGCUAUUAAACUGACCGAUGUCGAGAAGAACAUGUACAUGGCAGUGGCACCUGACCCUGACAUCUUAAUCCGAACUUCUGGAGAGGUUCGUCUUAGCAAUUUUCUUCUUUGGCAGACUAGUACCUGUCCUUUGUAUUCACCAGCUGCACUUUGGCCAGAAAUAGGGCUAAGACACUUAGUCUGGGCAGUGUUGAACUUUCAGAGACACCAUUCUUACUUGGAAAAGAAAAAGAAACAGUUUUGAUUGUAAGUCUUGUAAGUCUUGUAAGUUGUAACACUAACAAUCAAACUUCAUAAUGUAAAAUUACAAAUUAUUUUUCUUAUUCA